Molecule: messenger RNA, 1928 nt
Organism: Nasonia vitripennis (jewel wasp)
Lineage: Eukaryota; Metazoa; Arthropoda; Insecta; Hymenoptera; Pteromalidae
Product: type-2 histone deacetylase 1-like
Exons: 1
Coding region: 80-1555 (491 amino acids)
Source: RefSeq, a predicted model, not a curated record
UAUAGGAUGUAAAUUUUUAAAAUUGAGAUACGUGGGCAAUACUUAAUAGAAAAUACAAGGUUUAUAAUCGCAACAUUUUAUGUUACAGAUUCUCUUUUUACUGUCACCAGCGGUGAUUUGCGUUCAGCGUUACCGAAAAAGUACAAAUCCUAACGAUGAACCUUUUUUACCCAUACAUCCAGAAUAUCCCUACAAUCCAAAGCUAAUGAAACGUGGACUGGAGCCGCAACAAGCUCAACAAGUUCAACAAACGCAAGGUUUAGCUCAAAUCAGUCCAGAACUCUACGCCCCCAAGGUUGAUGCUCGAGAUUCAUAUUCAGCAAGUUUUAGUCAGGCGCCUUUAUAUCCAUCCUACGACCCGUAUGCUAAAGCUUCCACAACUCCAAAUGCUUUAACAAAUUCGCCCUACUAUCAAUCAUCAUACCCGACUUAUGGCGCCAAUCCAUACAAUCUUUUGAAUUCCUAUGGUGCUCCUUUUGGUUCCCCUGCUUCUAGUUAUACCCCUGGUACACCAACUGUUCCUAGCACAACUGUUCCAGGUUACGGAGCUGCCUCUUAUGGUGCAUCAAGUGCCUAUCCCUACUACUACUAUCCUUCUCAAUCGCCAUAUUAUUAUCCUAAUUACUAUGGUCAACCAACUUACCCACCUCCUCCACCACCUGGUUAUCCAGGUGGACCAUCAAAGCACCAAAGUGAAGAAGAUGAUGAGGAAGAAGAUGACAGACGUAGAGAGAAGAGCAAAAAAUCAAAUAACAACAAGAACAAAUUGAGAAAUUCUGAUCGUGAUAAUGCCGAUAGCCAUUACGUUGACGGUGCCAAUUACAUUAUAUCAAGCGCAAAAGAUUUGGAUACCGAAUCAAGCAGCCAUAGGACUCCCAGCCAUUACAAUCAAAUUGAACAAGAUUCCGAUGUCCAACCACGGGCGGUAAGCAUUCCCAAAACUUAUCGGCUUGUAAGUGUAUCAGGGCAGCAAGGUAAUGAUUACAAUUCAGGAUCAUCUGGUUAUAUAAAAAUUCAACAACUUGAACAACUAAUGCGUCAAGCUCUAGCUAGACUUUUGGCUCAAAAUGCAGCACAACAAGCAAACCUUGCUCAGAUUCAGCAAGACGUUAAUCAACAUCAAUCCGCCAAGGACAAUCACCAGUAUCUUACAGUGCCAAAUACUAUUGCCAAAACUGGGCUGAGUUAUGUUGUCAACCCGACGAUUCUCAAUAGAGUCACUCCUGGACAAUACAAUCCCAGCCAGUUAUUAUCAACUUUAAGUAAUAACAAGCAAUCAUAUCCCCAAAAAUCAGCGACAAGUAUUACUAUGCAUCAUUCGCCAGGAAUUUAUAUUCCACCAGGAAAAAGUUUAAACGACCAGUCCUCACUCCCCGAGUAUAGUGAUUAUGAUACAUCAGAGACCGCGACAACUAGAAGUCAACAGAACACAGGCAAUUAUCCAGCAACUGCUGAACCAACGCGCAACAACUAUUCAUAUUCUACUUAUCGUCCAACGCAGCAAACAAAUUUAGAUGACGUUAAUUUCGGUAGUAAACAAAAGACAAAAAGUUAGGCGAAAUUUAUUUGUUAAACGUAGCUACUUAGUAUUGUAGCUUAUAAUUGUUAUCCGAGGCUAAAUUAGAGUAUAAGUGUAACAGUUGUGAUUAAUUUUGAAAAUUAUUUAAGCAUGUAAAGUCAAAAGAUUAGAAUUGACUGCCAAUUCUGUUUGAGAUAGUAGUAUAACGAGAGUAAAUUUAAUACUGAUAAUAACAAAUGUACACCUAGGAAUGUAUAAAAAAAGAUGUGUUAGAUAUAUUAUGUAAUAUUGUACAAUUACUAUUAUUAUAUUAUUAUCAUAUUAUAAUCGAUCAUCGACUAUUUAAAAGCGUAUAUUUGUAAGAGGAGAUCGUUGUUUGUUUUGUUUUUAAUAAAACUGUUAUCUGAAA